AAGGGGCGGGGCGGAGAGCCCCCCAGAGUUGCUGGGUCGCGAUCCCGACCCGGAGCAAGAGGCCUUGGCACGCUCAGCGCUCGCUUCUUCCCCGCAGCAGGCCCUGCAACGGUCCGGCGAUGGAGUUUCCGGAUCUCGGGGCUCACUGUUCCGAGCCGAGCUGUCAGCGCUUGGGUGAGGGGCGGAGCGCGCGGGGGACGAGGCCGAACGGAUGGGGCUGGGGACCGCAGAUUUUCUGCCGCUCAAGUGCGAUGCUUGCUCCGGCAUCUUCUGCGCAGACCAUGUGGCCUAUGCCCAGCAUCACUGUGGAUCAGCUUACCAAAAGGAUAUCCAGGUACCUGUAUGCCCCCUUUGUAAUGCGCCUGUGCCAGGGGCCAGAGGGGAGCCCCCUGACCGAGCUGUGGGAGAACACAUUGACAGAGACUGUCGCUCUGAUCCAGCACAACAAAAGCGCAAGAUCUUCACCAAUAAGUGUGAGCGUUCAGGCUGCCGGCAGCGGGAGAUGAUGAAACUGACCUGUGACUGCUGUGGUCGAAACUUCUGCAUCAAGCAUCGUCACCCACUGGACCAUGAUUGCUCUGGGGAGGGGCACCCGACCAGUAGAGCAGGGCUUGCUGCGAUCUCCAGAGCACAAGGUCUGGCUUCUACAAGCACUGUCCCCAGCCCAAGUCAGACCAUGCUUUCCUCUUCCUCUCCCAGCAGAGCCACAGCCCAGUCUCAAUCUCAGACAGCCCCUCCAGUGAUUGCUUUGCAGAAUGGCUUGAGUGAGGAUGAGGCUCUGCAACGUGCCCUGGAAUUAUCCCUGGCAGAGACCAAACCCCAGGUCCCAAGUUCUCAGGAGGAAGAAGACUUGGCUUUAGCACAAGCACUGUCAGCCAGUGAGGCAGAAUACCAACAGCAGCAGGCGCAGAGCCGCAGCUUGAAGCCGUCCAACUGCAGCCUGUGCUAGGGUCCUGGGCUUGGGGAAGGAGGCUCAUCUGAGGACUGUGGCCCUCACACCCCCAGGGUAUACAUGCAGAGGAGGCACAAAACAGUCUGGAACACAGAGACAAGCAGGAGUGAAGUGGAGGCCACUUGGGAGCCUCUCAAGGAAGGAGGCUUAUGCAGCUAUGCCUAGGAAAGGCCCUGUCAGCUCUCCUGCUGCAGAGUGGUUGGGUCCAUUACCUGGUUGGGCUUUGGUGGGUGCUGGCUAGAUUCUAUUCCUAGCCCCCCCAUCAUGUCAUCACCUUUUCCCUGGGGCUGCUGCAUGUAGUGGGAAGGAAGGGGCAUGGAAAGAGUAAAGACCUUGGUGGUGAGUAA
Nannospalax galili (Upper Galilee mountains blind mole rat) is the source of this 1299-nucleotide messenger RNA. RefSeq names its product zinc finger AN1-type containing 2B (gene Zfand2b). NCBI's taxonomy places the organism in Eukaryota, Metazoa, Chordata, Mammalia, Rodentia, Spalacidae. The record is from RefSeq and is a predicted model, not a curated record. Gene Ontology annotation, molecular function: zinc ion binding. Gene Ontology annotation, biological process: protein targeting to ER; proteasome-mediated ubiquitin-dependent protein catabolic process. Gene Ontology annotation, cellular component: endoplasmic reticulum; cytoplasm. The transcript is spliced from 9 exons. The coding region runs from base 212 to 949 and encodes 245 amino acids.